AUGUUAAUAGGAGAGACCGAAUCAGUCCAGAAGGAGAAUGAGAUUUUUAUUAAGAAGGCUUUAGGUCUCAUCCCAGAUGAAGAUGAAGGAAAAGAUGAACAAGUUGAGGAAGAUAGUUUUGAAAAGCUAAAGGAAAAAGAACUUCCUAAAGGUGUUAAGAUCACAAAUUUUGAAUUGGAUAACAAGUAUAUGUAUGAUGAUCCUAUUGAUACUGAACCAAUAUUCAUUCCUGAUGAUAACACCAGAGACAAGGUUGAUAAUACUAUUGAUAAUAUAGAUGUACUUGAUGUUGAUGUUCAAAUGUUUGAACAACAUGAGAAACAAGAGGAACAAAUAGAGAAGAAAAUUGAAGAAAAGAGCUCUGAUGAGCCACCGAUGAACACACAACCUAUUGAUAGUCAAAUCCCAUCGGUAAGUGUAAAUGUUGUUGACAGUCAAAAAGAAAAGACUGAUGAGGAAGUAUUGGUGAAUGAACAAAAUAUGGAGACACAACCACCACCGGUCAAGGAAACCACUAAAGAAGAGAAGACAGAAGAAGAUAAUACUGAGAAGGAGAAAACAUAG
This is a messenger RNA of Cryptomeria japonica (Japanese cedar), 564 nucleotides long. RefSeq lists its product as uncharacterized. Lineage: Eukaryota; Viridiplantae; Streptophyta; Pinopsida; Cupressales; Cupressaceae. The transcript has a single exon. The coding region runs from base 1 to 564 and encodes 187 amino acids. The record is from RefSeq and is a predicted model, not a curated record.